Messenger RNA from Anoplopoma fimbria (sablefish), 1841 nucleotides. RefSeq names its product 5'-nucleotidase domain containing 3 (gene nt5dc3). NCBI's taxonomy places the organism in Eukaryota, Metazoa, Chordata, Actinopteri, Perciformes, Anoplopomatidae. Gene Ontology annotation, molecular function: 5'-nucleotidase activity. Bases 66 to 1802 code for a protein of 578 amino acids. The transcript is spliced from 14 exons. The record is from RefSeq and is a predicted model, not a curated record.
CAUGCAUUCGUCCGGGAGUCCACCGCGACCUACACACGGGCUCCCCCCCCCUAAAGACCAGAGUCAUGGCCACCCUGUCUCUGCCCCUGUCGUCUCUCCUCAAACACAAGGACUGUCUGCAGAAGGUGAAGGUUUUCUGUAAUGUGUUGCAUAGUUUACAACACCGAUCAUGCACAUCUCGAGUGUGGAAGAGGAGUUUCGGAGCAGUGGCCCAUGGAGUCGGUCGGCUACUGUCACAGCGAUCCGGAUCCCCAAACUACGCAGCAUCUGUCUGUCGCAGCUCCUCAGACGGUCCGGAGAUGACAGAGAGGCUGUGGUCUGUUUACAAAGAGACCAAGAGGCAGACUGAAGAUUUGAUUCCAGCCAUUUCCAUCAACUCGACCAACCCCGACACCAUUUUUGCAAACAAUGAGAUGAGCCUGAGAGACACCGAGGUCUACGGCUUCGACUACGACUACACCCUGGCUUUCUACUCCAGGAACCUGCACACCCUCAUCUUCAACAUAGCGCGGGACAUUCUCAUCACCAACCACAAUUAUCCAGAGGGUCUGAGAAAUUAUGAGUAUAUUCCUAAUUUUGCUGUAAGAGGACUCCACUAUGAUGUUCAGAAGGCACUGCUGAUGAAGAUAGAUGCUUUUCACUACAUCCAGUUGGGGACUGUAUACAGGGGUCUUCAUCCAGUCCCUGAUGAGGAAGUAAUUGCCAUGUAUGAAGGUUGUCACGUACCUCUAGAGAACAUGAGCGACUUCUAUGGGAAGAGUUCCCAUGGCCACACCAUGAAGCAGUUCAUGGACAUAUUCUCCCUGCCUGAGAUGACUCUCCUGUCUUGUGUCAACGACUUCUUCAUGAGGCACAACAUCGACUACGAGCCAGUGCAUCUCUACAAAGACGUAAAGGAAGCCAUUAGAGAUGUUCACGUCAAGGGCAUCAUGUACCGAGCAGUGGAGGCGGAUAUUGGGAAAUACAUUUGCUAUGGGGAGCAAAGCCAUGCUGUGCUGAAGAAGCUGUCAGAGCACGGAAAAAAGAUGUUCCUCAUUACCAAUAGCCCGUUUGACUUUGUGGACCGAGGAAUGAACUACAUAGUGGGGAAGGACUGGCGAGACCUGUUUGAUGUUGUGAUUGUUCAGGCGGACAAACCUGGUUUCUUCAAUGACCGGAGAAAACCUUUCCGGCGAGUGACAGACAAAGGUGCGUUGCUGUGGGACAGGAUUCACAAGUUGGAAAAAGGGAAGAUCUACAAACAGGGAAACCUUUAUGAGUUCCUGAGACUAACCGGCUGGAGAGGGUCCAAAGUGCUCUACUUCGGUGAUCACAUCUACAGCGACUUGGCAGAUCUGACGCUGAAACAUGGCUGGAGGACGGGCGCCAUCAUUCCUGAGCUGAGGAAGGAGAUCAAGAUCAUGAACACGGAGCAGUACAUGCACAUGAUGGCCUGGUUGCAGGCGCUGACUGGACUUAUCGAGCAGAUGCAGGUACACAGGGAUGCAGCGUCUCAGGCUGUCGUCGAGGAGUGGAUCAAAGAGAGAGAAGCCAUGAGGUCACAGAUGAAGGACAUCUUCAACCCUCAGUUCGGGAGUCUCUUCCGGACGUACCACAACCCCACCUACUUCUCACGCCGACUCUCACGCUUUGCCGACAUCUACAUGGCCUCCAUCAGCUGCCUGCUCAACUACGACUUCCAGCACACCUUUUUCCCUCGCCGUACUCCCCUGCAGCACGAGGCGCCCUUCUGGCCUGAACACAGUCCAGGUGGUAUCAGUGUCUCCUCACAGGUCAGCAAGAUGAACGCAGACACCGAUUAGAGAGAGAGAGAGAGAGAGAGAGAGGGAGAGAGAGAGAGA